Ectocarpus siliculosus is the source of this 1533-nucleotide messenger RNA. The record is from the annotation of a GenBank genome assembly. Lineage: Eukaryota; Phaeophyceae; Ectocarpales; Ectocarpaceae.
CACCCACAGCCCCUAGCUGCAAAGGAGAGACAUACCCGCGGGCGAGAGACUGGGUAACCUGUGCUGUGUGUGUGUCAAGAGGAAGAAACACGACCAAUGUGAGAGAGGUGUGUUUAAGAUCUGCAGAACAAUCGAUCGAAAGCUAUGAAUGACAGAGAUGACCGACGAGCAGAGGUAGACAGCAGGCACUCAGCAUCGGGUUCAACGCCAACAUCCGUUCCUGAUAGCAGCAGCAACAGCAGUGAGCCGACAGAACCCAUCAACAGCAGCACUAGCGGAGAACCGGAGGUCUCAGCUGCAUCAGAUGCGACAGGAACAGGAACAGAUGCAGAAACAAGUACCGCUGUAGAAGUGGAGAUCUGUCCGACAUGUCAUCAAGAGGUGCCGAAGAACAACGACACAUCGGCAUCAGCAGCGGCGAUGGCGCCAGCGGUAGCAACAGCGGCAGCAGCAGCAUCCCCAGGUGCUCCCAACAAACGAAAAUCGGACCACACGGCGGACGAAUGCGAGCCGCGAGCGCCCAAAAGACGGGCAUGCGUGGACAGGAGCAAACCCCGAGCGCGCCUUACUCUAGGACAGAAGCUGGAGAUCCUGGACCUCCUCGAUCAGAAGAAGAUGAGCAGGGUGGAGAUUGCCGCCAUCUACAAGUGCUCGGACCGGACGGUGUCGAGUUGCUCCGUUAACCGUACCAUCCUUGAAGCCGAAGCCGCGUCGUCUACUCGCAAAUUGAAGUCCAAAGGGAGGCGCUCUGCAGGCUUCCCCGAGCGUCAAAAGAUGGCAAAUGGUUUCCGGAUAGGCGCCCCGGCGCCUGCCGUGUCGAAGCGAGCGAACCAAGUCGUGUCACUUGCUGGUGCAACGACCCCGCGCGCGAAGGCCAUCGCUCUCUUCGUGUUUGUCAGGGACUCUAUCAAGUUUGGGUUUACCAGCCGCUUCGACGCGGCGUCUCCCGAGGAAACCCUAGAGGCCGGUAUGGGCCACUGCAACCCCCAGGGGGCACUGUUCGCAUCACUGUUGCAGGCCCAGGGUAUCCCCGCUAGGCAACGGUUCGUCAACCUUAGCAACGGGGUGCUGCGCGGCGUCCUGUCGCCGCCCCCUGCUCGGCUUCUUCACAGCUAUGUUGAAGUCCAACUUGAUGGGCGAGUUGAUGGCGGCCCGCCAGACUGCAGCGAACUCGGACAGGACAGUCUGGGCUGGAUUCGAGUGGAUGGUUACAUCGCAGACCCGGCGCUGUUCCACGCCGCCCGGGCCAGGCUAGUGAAGGAGAAUAUGACGGAGGGGUAUGGGGUACACGUUAACGGGGUAAACGAAUGGGAUGGUGCCUCGGACAGUUUUUGCCAGAUGGCGGAGGAAACCACGCAGGUCACGGAGACCUUCGAGGCCUUUGAUGAGCCUGGGCUAUUCUACAGUUCACCGGAGAAUUUCCAACGCUUGCCGUGGCCAGUCCGCCUCGUUUUUGGGUGGAUCGUGAAAGGACCAAACUCGUCGAUCGACGCCAUUCGGGCGGAGUUUGCACCCCCGUCUGUAGAGAAGUAA